AUGGCUGGUCAGUACGGAUGGCUGAGAGCCUGCCGACUCUUUCAAGACCAGAAAGUGAGGAAGCAAAACCCGGGUCCUGGGAGGCAGAUGGCUCCCCAGCCACAGGACAAAGACUCUAUGGUGAAGUGUAAGGACUGUGGAGCCUUUGGGCACACAGCAAGGAGCCUCAGGUGCCCCAUGAAGCGCUGGCAAGGGGCGCUGGUGCCCCUGCCCUUGGGGUCCAGAUUCGGUAAGGAGAACCUGGCGUGGAAGCUGCAGGACCCACCGACCCCAGGGAGCCCUAACGCGGCUGAGAGAGAGGAGGAGGAAAGACAGAGGAAAGAGGAGCAGCAGAGGAAGCUCCUGCAGCGAUUUCCCAGGAGGCCCCGUGCUCGGCAGCCGCAGAGCUGGAAGGAGGAGCCGGAGCCCGGCCUCUGCCUGAGGCACCCAAACAUGCCCCUGCUUAUCCACACAUCCAGGAGGAAAUCCUUCCAGGAUCCAGAUCACCCAAGAGGGUCACCCACCAGGAAAGAUGAAGUGAAAUCCAGCCUCCCCGCAGUGUCUCUCAUCGGCAGGAAUGCGGCCCCGGCCUCCAAGGGCAGCGUCGAGGCUCCAGGCAAGAGAUGUGCGCAGACCCCCAGCCUGACAUGUGUGAACCCCGCAAAGAAACCUAGACUCAGCCCCGUCCAGACCCCCCAGCACAGCACUCCCACAGCAGAUCUGGGGGCCUUCCUGAAUCUCCCUCCUCCACCCAGUACACCUGGACGUGGAUCGAGAGUGGCCUUCCAUGCAUCCAGGGAGACACCUGCCCAGGGGCAACGCUUUGACCUCCAGCCUCCCGCGGACAGAUCUCCCUCCAGGAGCGUGUGCGGGCUCCCCGCAGCCCACCCGCCGCCCAUCAGCAUCCGCGUUCGGGCCCAGCCUCUCAGGAUGCGCUUCCUGAGAGAUGCUGAAGGCUGCUGGAGCUGCCACUACAUGGCGCCCCCGUCUCCGCGGCCUGCGGAGCUGCCAGCCCCUCCUGCUCAGAGCCCGUCCGUCGAACGGGAGCCCGAGGGCCUCGCUGUCCCCGGGCCCCGGAGCGUCCUCUACGAUGACCUCCUGGUGUCUUCUUCCUCCGAAGAGAGUGACUGGGACGCAGACACCAGUGGCAACUGA
This is a messenger RNA of Capra hircus (goat), 1134 nucleotides long. Its product is annotated as putative protein FAM90A13P. The transcript is spliced from 4 exons. Lineage: Eukaryota; Metazoa; Chordata; Mammalia; Artiodactyla; Bovidae. Bases 1 to 1134 code for a protein of 377 amino acids. The record is from RefSeq and is a predicted model, not a curated record.